UCCCGCUGAAGCUCUGGCCAUGGCCGCACAACACCAGACCUUCGAACUUCGAACAAGAUAAUGUACGAAUAGAGAGAGAGAGAGAGAGAGAGAGAGAGAGAGAGUAUGUGUGUGGCAAAUGUGAAGAGCACUCAUAUAUAUAAUAUAUAAAUGUUAAAUUUUCUGAACAUAUUACAUUUUCUCUAAAACCUUCUUCCAGAAAUCACUUGCAGGGCAAAAAUGGAGUUUACGGCGACGGCACUGUCGGCAUUUUUGGUUUUUCACGUUUUCGUUGCACUGGCUGCACCGGACUGUAACUUUCCAGUGAUUUUCAACUUCGGUGACUCGAAUUCCGAUACUGGCGCCAUCUCCGCCGCUUUCGAGCCCAUUCGAUGGCCAUAUGGUGAUGUAUUCUUCAACAAGCCAUCCGGAAGAGAUAGUGAUGGUCGUCUGAUCAUUGAUUUCAUCGCCGAGAAGUUGAGAUUGCCGUAUUUGAGUGCUUAUCUGAAUUCGCUUGGUGCUAAUUUCCGGCACGGCGCCAAUUUCGCUACCGGGGGGUCGACUGUACGGAAGCCGAAUGAAACGAUUUAUGAGUAUGGAAUUAGUCCGUUUUUUCUUGAUAUGCAGGUUACACAGUUUGAACAAUUCAAAGCUCGCUCCAAUGAUCUCUACAAUCAAGCCAAGAACCCAUAUGACAGAGAGAAACUUACAAGGCCAGAGGAUUACUCCAAAGCACUCUACACUUUUGAUAUCGGGCAAAAUGAUUUAGCUGUUGGGUUUAGAAAGCUGAGCAUUGAUCAACUGCGUGCUGCUUUGCCUGACAUUGCUAACCAGUUUGCCUCUGCAAUUCAAAGAAUAUACAAGCUAGGAGGGAGAUCAUUUUGGAUACACAAUACAGGGCCAUUUGGUUGCCUCCCAGUGAACCAAUUUUACAAUCUGAACCCUCCCCCUGGCAUCCUUGAUGAGCAUGGUUGUAUCAAGGCUCAAAAUGAUAUUUCAAUGGAGUUAAAUAAUCAGCUCAAAGCAAAAUUGGACAAGCUUAGGGCAGAGCUCCCAGAUGCUGCCAUUACCUAUGUGGAUGUCUAUGCUGCCAAGUAUGCUCUAAUCAGCAAUGGCAAAACUCAAGGGUUUCCGGAACCUCUCAAAGUAUGUUGUGGGUACCAUGUGAGGUAUGACCAUGUGUGGUGUGGGACGAAAGCACCCAUAAAUGGAAGCUUGGUGUUUGGAGAUGCAUGUGAAAACAGAGCUCAAUAUGUGAGUUGGGAUGGAGUCCACUACUCUGAGGCCGCUAAUCACUUUGUUGCAAGUCACAUUCUCAGUGGUUCGUUAUCAAGCCCUCCUAUUCCAAUCACACAAGCAUGCCAUAGAAAUUAAAAUAAUUACUAUUAAUGGGUAGGCAAUAUUGAAGUUCUACUACUACAUUGAGCAUGUACUUUUGUAUUUGUAGUACUAAAUAAAAACUUGGAACUUUUGAGUUCUUGGUUUUUCUUCUUUUGAAGUAUUGCUUUAGAAGUGAAAAUUAAGUAUAUUGCUAUAUGGGAAGAGGAGUUAGUCUAUGUGGUAAAGUUGUUAAAAUAUUUAUAAAAUAUAAGAAAAAUCUGGAUUUUAUAA
Molecule: messenger RNA, 1590 nt
Organism: Cucumis sativus (cucumber)
Lineage: Eukaryota; Viridiplantae; Streptophyta; Magnoliopsida; Cucurbitales; Cucurbitaceae
Product: GDSL esterase/lipase At5g14450
Exons: 5
Coding region: 220-1353 (377 amino acids)
Molecular function (GO): hydrolase activity, acting on ester bonds
Source: RefSeq, a predicted model, not a curated record